CUUGCGAAAGGUGGAGACCUUUCUGUAAAGUUAGUUUAUUUGGUGAGGUGGAGUGAAAACAAGGUGAUUUUAAUGCCGUACCGCAGGCGCUUCUCCGCGAAAAUGCCAGACUUCGACGACGAGGUGACCGUUGUUGAUGUGUACGAUUUGGCGUCGGAUAUUGGAAAGGAAUGUGAAAUAAUUAUCGAGAAAUACGGCCCUGAAGCCGUAACAGCUCUGCUGCCGAAGGUGAUAAAUGCGCUUGAACUAUUAGAAAAUUUGGCUGUACGUAAUGAGAAGGAAAAUCAGGCUCUGCACGAAUUAACAGCAAAGAUAUCACAAUUAGAAAAUGAUAAGAUCGAGAAGGCUGAGUACAGGCAACGUUUCGAAAAGGAAAUUGAAGCGAUUGAAGAACAAUGGCGUACGGAAUCGGCCGAGCUGGUUACGGCUGUAGCACGCCUGCAGGAUGAAAACAAGCGCUUGAGGCGUACUAUAAACUCGCCUGCGGAUGGUUCUAGCGCUCCACCGUCACCGGCACGGGAACACGACCAAGAGGUGCUUUCGCGACUGAGCAGUACUGCUGAGAAACAGAGAGCCACUCUCCGUCAUCAGGAACUUCAGCUGCAAGAGAAACAGCAACUCAUUGAUAGCUUGACGAGUCAAGUGGAGAAACUAGCGCAGGUCAGCCGUGAUCUCCGACGAAAACAUAAGCAACUACAAAAUCAGAUGCGUCUAGUAUGUGAGGAACGCACUGAGCUGACCGCAAUAGUCCAAUCACAGCAGCGCGAUAUCGCCGUCCUUCAGCAAUCAGAUGCACAGAAUAAGAAGUGCACUUCAUGUGGGGUGGCGCUACCGGACGGUGGGGAUGACGAAGAUCAGUCUUCGAAGCCGACGUUCAGCGUGCGUGAGCUCCGCGCCAUAUUACACGAGAGGAACGAACUCAAGCUCAAGUUGAACCGCGCCGAGGAGCAGCUGCAGGCGCUGCAGGCCGAGCCGCAAGCCGACAGCUCGGACGCGUCCCCGUCGCCGCCGUCGCUGGGCGCGGGCGCGGAGGACGACGAGGCGCCCGUGCAGGGCCCGCUGCCCGCCGAGCCCGACGACGCGCCCUGGAAGCGCAACAGCGGCAUCCGGAAGUUUUUUCGCAAGCUCUUUGCUGAGUCUGAUAUCGCCGUGGGCGGGUUCCCGCGCCGGCCGCUGUCGGCGCUGGGCAAGGGCGCCGCCCCCGCCGGCGCCGCCUCCGCCCCCGCGUAGACACUCGGACCCCGCCCCCGACCCCGCCCCCGCACGCCCCGCCCCGCAGACAUUACACAGACGCUUCUCCGAAAUACGGGCCGUCCGGCCGGAGCUCGACCUCCGGCGGGAACUGCUGCAGCUCGACCUGAACCGG
Molecule: messenger RNA, 1366 nt
Organism: Vanessa atalanta (red admiral)
Lineage: Eukaryota; Metazoa; Arthropoda; Insecta; Lepidoptera; Nymphalidae
Gene: Rilpl
Product: RILP-like protein homolog
Exons: 8
Coding region: 73-1230 (385 amino acids)
Biological process (GO): cilium assembly
Cellular component (GO): ciliary basal body; cytoplasm
Source: RefSeq, a predicted model, not a curated record